AAAAACCAGAACAUGUACAAAGCUCAGAUGAGAAAGAAAGGUCCAGAGAGGAAGAGGAGGAGGAGGAGGGAGCGACGAGGAAGAGGAGGAGGAAAGACGAGACGUUAAACUGCAGAUUGCUCACCAAGCGAAAGAGAAAAUCAUUUAUUUAACAAGAAUUAGAAAGAAGCAGCUUUUCUUUUAUCAGCAGAAACAAAAAGGAUGAAGGUGUGAGGAUGACUCCAGACGCUCAGGAGGGAAACGCUGCACAAAACACGUUUUACUGAAAACCAUGUUGACAUGCAGCAUCUGAUCGGAGGAGGACAGGAACCUGACCUCCGUGUCCGUCAGUCCGUCAGGUGCAGCGUUUCGAACUGCGCCUGCGCCUGUUUUAAACCCGGAAAGGUCAAGCUGAGGUCAUGUGAUCGCUGUGGACACGGCUGGGUGGAGCACGCUCUGGAGACGGUCCAGGCCGCUCCGCCGUCCGGCGCCGGCCCGGUGGAGGUGGCGCUGCCCGGGCUGGUGUUCGACCUGAGCUCCCUGGUUCUGUUCGGAGCGCAGGCCGUUCCCGUCCAGCUGAAGAUCCUACUGGACCGGCUCUACAGCGUCCUGACUCCAGAGCAGGUGGGUCAGAUUCUGAACGGUCUGGGCUGGAGUCUGGGUGAUUACGUCCGCGGAUACAUGCUGCAGCGUCCCGGUGGCGAGGCGUUGGAGCGCUGGGACUCGGCCACCGCCCCGGAGCAGCUGCUGCUCCUCACACAGUUCCUGCGCUUCGGAGAGACUCGGCCCAUCGUGGAGGAGAUGAUCCUGCAGCACCUGGAGGCUGAAGCGCUCCUGCCUGACCAGCAGCCAAACGCUCCGGUGAAAAACAUCCAGUCUGGUUUGAGGGUUGGUUUCCUGACAGACGGCCGGCCGGCGGAGAGCAGAGACGUCCCAGGCGGCCAGUCGGUGCUCCUGCCGUUCCAUUUCCCACAAUCAGCCGUCUGCUGCUCAGCAAAGGAAACUUUUCCUUCCCCUGAGCCUCAAACCGUCCUGCAGGGCUUCAGGAGGAACAAACUGGUUCAGAAACACGACAGGCAUCGAUGUGGGGAAGGCCACGGCUCGGUCCGGCAGAGAUCAGAACCGGCCUCAUCCAUGAAAACCGACCCAGAUGAGUCAAAUCCGUCGCCGUGGCAACAGAGCCCCAUCCUCCACCACGACCGGGUUUUCCUCCAGAAGAGACUGAUCCAGGAGAAAACUGCUUCCUUUUCCUCUUCCUUGAACUUCUCACUUCCACCUUCCUCCCUGAUGUGCUCUCCACUCCCCUCCUCUUCCUCCUCUUCCUCCUCUCGCCUUCCUGAAACGCUUCCCUCCUUCUCCUCCUCUUUCCUCAGGCCUCUUCACUCCUUUUCUUCCCCUCUCCUCCCCGUUGCGUCGCCGUGUUCGUCCCUCCAUCCUCUCCCGUCUCCCCUCUGCUCCUUCCCUUCCCUCCUGGCGGCCGGAGGUCGGAAGGGCAGGGUCAGCUGUGGCGUCUGUGGGAAAAGCUUCUAUGACAAAGGAACCCUGAAGAUCCACUACAACGCCGUCCACCUGAAGAUCAAACACCGCUGCACCGUUCUGGGCUGCUCCAUGGUGUUCAGCUCCCUGCGCAGCCGCAACCGGCACAGCGCCAACCCGAACCCGCGGCUGCACACGGCCGGCAGCCGAGACGCUCAGCCGUACCGAAACACGCCGUGUGGACAGAGCAGCGCUCACGCUCCAACACAGAGACACCGAGAGAAACAGGAAACACAGGGAGGCAGGAACGGUGACUCCUUUCACAACGCGCCUCAGGAAGCCGCCUCCCCGACUCCGCCUCUCAUUCCUACAGCUCCGCCCUCAGGGGCCUUCACGCCCUCAGGGGCCUUCACGCCCUCAGGGGCCUUCACGCCCUCUGGGGCCUUCACGCCCUCUGGGGCCUUCCCGUCUUCACUUACCGACCUGCAGACUGGUCAGCACUGUUGGCAGGAGAAUCAGUCCUUACCACAGAAGAAGAAACCCAGGAAGUCAAGCAUGCCACUGAAAAUAGAAAGAGAGAUUACUGAAAGCAGCAAACAUGAAGGCGAGAGCUGAAAGACUGAAAUCUUGUUUUCAGUAAUAAAAAAUGGAGCUUCAGUAUGUCACAGCUUUGAAAUGAUUCUGAAUUCACACAUUUUUGCACUUUUACAAAUAUGUUGUACUUUGUGUCCACUGGCUGUAUUUAUUUACUUGUAAUUAUUCAAUGAUAAACUUCAUAUAUCACACCUGAAACUCAUUUUAUAAACCUUUCUUCAAAUUACCAACUGCUAAUUAAAUUUAGGACUUAAUCAUCAUCAUACCUUGUUGUUACCAUGGCUACCAUCAAAUGCUGUCAGCAACCUUUGUGUCUGAACUGAGUUUGUUCACAAAUGCAUCAGCAAAUAAAACCUAAUUAUCAGUGAUUGUUG
Messenger RNA from Poecilia reticulata (guppy), 2423 nucleotides. The record is from RefSeq and is a predicted model, not a curated record. Lineage: Eukaryota; Metazoa; Chordata; Actinopteri; Cyprinodontiformes; Poeciliidae.